Pollicipes pollicipes is the source of this 2076-nucleotide messenger RNA. Its product is annotated as tubulin-specific chaperone E. Gene Ontology annotation, molecular function: protein binding. Bases 65 to 1663 code for a protein of 532 amino acids. The record is from RefSeq and is a predicted model, not a curated record. Gene Ontology annotation, biological process: cytoskeleton organization. The transcript is spliced from 12 exons. NCBI's taxonomy places the organism in Eukaryota, Metazoa, Arthropoda, Thecostraca, Pollicipedomorpha, Pollicipedidae.
GCAUCGUUGGGUUCAAUGUUCGAAUCCGGGGUCUGGUUCCGUGAGCUAUCUUGAGGAGCUGGACAUGGCAACUGAGGGUGACAGCGUGGGAGAGGCCACCUUCCACAUUGGCGACAGAGUGUCGUGCGAAGGCGAGCGCGCCACUGUGCUGUUCGUGGGCGCCGUGGACGGCUCAGACGGCCUCUGGGUGGGCGUCGAGUGGGACCACCCUGAGCGCGGCAAGCACAAUGGCCGAGUCAAGGGCAAACAGUACUUCCUGACCAGUCACGAGACGGGCGGCUCGCUGGUACGUCCCCGGAAGCUGAGCCGGCCCGUGCAGUGCACGGAGGCGGUGGUCGAGCGCUACGGCAUCAUCAUCAACACCGAGAGCACCGUCGACAGGGACGAGCUGGAUGCCCUGCAGCGAGACCUUAACGCCAGGUUUGUUCAGGUGAUUGGCCUGACCAAGCUUAACAAAAAGCAAAGCAAGCUGGACUUGCUGAAGAAUGUGUAUCUGCGGGAGUGUCUGAUCACGGGCGACAACCCUCCGCUGCUGGGCGAGGUCUGUCCCAGCAUCGAAGAGCUGGAUUUGGCCGAGAACCUGCUGAACUCGUGGGCGGCCGUGGCCGACAUUGUACGUCAGCUGCCGCGGCUGCGCGUGGUUAACCUCAGUGAGAACCGGCUGCUGGGGCCUGAUGCGUCGCUGCGGCCCGCCUUCGCCACCGUGCGCAUCCUGCUUGCCAACCGGCAGCGCUACACGUGGAGCGAGGUGCUCGAGUGCGCCUGCAUGUGGCCGCACGUUCACCGGCUGACGCUGGUAACGAACAAGAUCUCACAGCUGCAGGCGCCGCCGCCCGGCCUCUUCCAACAGCUCGACUCUCUCGACCUGGACUCGAACCCCAUCGAGGACUGGUCAGAGAUCCUCAAGCUGGCUGCGCUUCCCAGAUUGCGCGAGCUUGGUCUCGCCAAUACUGGGCUUCGCCGAAUAGAAGUGCCGAGCGACGCCACAGACCUGUUCCCCGCCCUGCACAGCAUGGUCCUGGACGGAAACUGCAUUGACGAGUGGGGUUCGGUGGACGCCAUGGACCGCCUACCGAGCCUGGUGGACAUUACGCUGAGGAACAACCCGCUGUCUGCCUCCGACCGGCCCGAGUCCGUCCGCGAGCUCAUCAUCGGCCGCAUUGGCAAGCUGAAGGUGCUGAACCGGACCGAGGUGACGCGCGAGGAGCGGCGCUGGGCAGAGCUCGACUACUUGCGCCGCUUCGGCCCCGCGUGGCGCGAGGCCGGCGGUCGACUGGACGCGACCGAGCGCGGCGACACCUGGCGCCGCUUCCUGGAGACGCACCCGCGAUAUCCGCAGCUGUGCGAGGUAUGGGGCGCGCCCGAGGACUCAGAGCUCAAAGUCACAGCCGACACCAUCAGCGCCAACAUGGUGAGCGUCGAGAUCCGGCGGGCCGACUCGGACGCCGAGGAGGACGUGUUCCAGCGCCGGUUGCCGCUCGCCAUGCGCCUCUCCAAGCUGAAGGUGCUCGUCAACAAGCUACUCCGCGGAAACAUUAAGCGUCUCGACCUGAGCUACCGCAGCGUGCAGCGGCCCGACUGGGAGAUCGAGAUGGACCGCGAGCGUGACCUCAGGUUCUAUGGCGUCGAGGAGGGCGACCAGAUCAUCGCUCGGUAUUAUUAGUCUGCCAUGUGCGUCACCGGCGCACCCGCCGACUCUGGGACCAGUCGCGUCCUCUCACCUCUCCGACCGCAAACCUUUACACUGCCGACUGGGAGGGUCUCAGCCAGGAGUGAGCGGGUACUCGCGGUCGGGGUCGGCGCCCCAAUCAGCGGGCCAGCCCGGUCCGACCUGACCCGAUAGACAGCACGUGAUUCUUCUGUGACUCCGGACGCCGCGCUGCCCGGUGUGAUGAGAUUCGGUUGGCCGCCUCAGACCUCUAGUUUGAUCGCUCGCGUCUAUCCCGGGCCGCUGGGCCAUCUGCCGUGACGACUCCGUCCCCUCUGCAGCUAACCGGAGGUCAGUGUUCUGUUGUCCACGUGGUGUUUGAAUGCUCAUGACACAAUCGAAUUAUGCAUAAAUUAUAUGUUAACACA